This is a messenger RNA of Schistosoma rodhaini, 987 nucleotides long. The record is from the annotation of a GenBank genome assembly. Lineage: Eukaryota; Metazoa; Platyhelminthes; Trematoda; Strigeidida; Schistosomatidae.
AUGCUGGGUAUAUCAAACCGUGAGUCUAAUGAUCCUGAAAGCCAACGGGACGGACUGUAUGGUAGUAUGCAUACAAUCAAACAAACUAAUGCAAAUAUACCUUCACGUAUCAUUGGUUCAUUGCUUUGUUUACUGAUCACUUUGUUCGGUGCAGUUUUAACCGGUUUUACAGGUCAUAUACUUGUUGCUUUUGAACAAACCAGCGAAAUAUUUGGAAGAUAUGUAUUAUUUGGUGGAAUUUAUGUUAUACUAACAUGUGGUAUAUUCAUUGUGUUGGUUGGUUUGCUUGGGUUUUUCAGUUUCAUACAUCCAAAUCGAUGUAUAUCUAUCACGACGUGUGUUGGUAUAAUUGUUCUCAUUGUUAUUACUACUUGUACAUCAUUGAUUGUUUAUAUGUAUCCUAAAACUAUGACAAAUUUGAUAUAUUAUCGAAUGAUCAAAACAUUUCCAAAUUAUGGCCAAAAUAUGCAAAUAACUAAUGCAUGGGAUGUUAUGCAAAGUAAUCUUAGGUGUUGCGCUAUACAUAAUCGAGGUUGGUCGGAUUAUAAUCAAACUGUUUGGUACAAACUAACCAACACUGAUAUACAUCGUCAUGAUGAACUUAUACCACGUACAAAUCUUUACUAUCAUUUUGUCCCAGUAUCUUGUUGCUUAACUAAAAUUGAUGGUUUGACCGGAUUCCCUUUACAAAUUUAUCGUAAUAAGAAACGUUGUCAAAAUUGGCAAUACGGUCCACCAACAUUCCUAAAUGGUCCACAUAAUGAUGCACUAUAUUAUAGAGGCUGUUUUAACCUACUUGUCGAUUAUAUUAAUGCAUACGCUGAAUAUAUGCUCGGAAUGGGAUUGACAGUUGUUAGUUUAUUGAUAAUCCUAUUUCUGUUGCUGCUACAUGCAGAACUUAAAAAUAAUCCAACUGAUCUACAAAUAUAUGACACAAACUUAUUAAAAAGCAAUCAUAAUAAUUAUUAUUGCGUUGAUAAUAAAUAA